GCCCACGUUUAUCUAUGUAGUUCAUCUCUCCUGUGGGUGGUCGGCAGGACUAUAGGUUGGAACCGUCUGCCCAAUAAUCCUCACUGCAAAUAAGAGCCAUGCUGUCGGAUGACCUAGGAGACAAGCUCGGCAUUUGGAAGCCCGAACUGACUACGACAAAAGCCGAAGAGAGCACGCUUGAAACAACUAAGGCAGCAGGGAAACCGACGGCCGACGACAAGAAUGCGACAAAACAGAGGAAAAUGCGGGACAGAUCGGAACUCGUGCCUUACACGUUCGCGGGGAGGAGUCUGCGUAUCAGGGAGAUCCAAGUGUCUAUGGAAGAAGAGGUGGGGUACAAGGUCUGGCACGCAGGUGAGGCGUUCUGUGAGUACUUGGAUGGCGGGAAUCUCGACCUGGUGGACAAAACCAUUCUGGAGCUGGGGGCGGGGACUGGCAUUGUUGGGAUUGUGGCAAGCCUAAUGGGAGCAGACGUGACCCUGACUGACCUGAGAGAAGUGCUGUGGAACCUGGAGGAAAACGUCAGGAGGAACACAGAAGGAUGCCGACAUACUCCGAAGGUUCAGGAACUGACAUGGGGAAAAGGACUCGACCGUUUCUCUGACAAGAGUUAUGACUUCAUCAUUGGCACAGACAUCAUCUACUUCGAAGAACUUCACAGAGACCUCAUCUUCACCAUAAAACAACUCUCUAGGCCUCACACCAGAGUUCUUCUCUGCCAUUAUCCGAGAUGGCCUUCGAGGGACAAACGAUUUCUGGAGUUACUGCAAAAGGACUUUGACAUCGUUAAUCAGUGCAAGUUUCUCACAGCAAGACUCUUCGAAGCAAAGCGUAUCUCCAAAAGAUAGCGAGCUGAACUGUCGAUUUU
Messenger RNA from Branchiostoma belcheri (Belcher's lancelet), 868 nucleotides. RefSeq names its product protein N-lysine methyltransferase METTL21A-like. NCBI's taxonomy places the organism in Eukaryota, Metazoa, Chordata, Leptocardii, Amphioxiformes, Branchiostomatidae. The transcript has 5 exons. Gene Ontology annotation, biological process: peptidyl-lysine methylation. Gene Ontology annotation, cellular component: cytosol; cytoplasm. The record is from RefSeq and is a predicted model, not a curated record. Gene Ontology annotation, molecular function: protein-lysine N-methyltransferase activity. Bases 99 to 848 code for a protein of 249 amino acids.